This is a messenger RNA of Aspergillus pseudonomiae, 795 nucleotides long. Its product is annotated as transcriptional activator of ethanol catabolism AlcS. The record is from RefSeq and is a predicted model, not a curated record. The coding region runs from base 1 to 795 and encodes 264 amino acids. Gene Ontology annotation, cellular component: plasma membrane. Gene Ontology annotation, molecular function: acetate transmembrane transporter activity. NCBI's taxonomy places the organism in Eukaryota, Fungi, Ascomycota, Eurotiomycetes, Eurotiales, Aspergillaceae. The transcript has 8 exons.
AUGCCUAAGCUGGACCAAGUCCCUACCUCGGUCACCCUAUCUGCGGAGCAAUUUGAGAAGCUCUACCUAAAUCCCAUGAUGCAUCGCCAGUCACCGCUGACCAGGAAGCUGGGGAACCCGACUCCACUGGCACUGGGGGCCUUCGUUGUCACUGCAACACCACUCUCAUGCUGCCUGAUGGAAUGGAGAGGAGCCGGUGGGGGCGGCGCUGCAUUCACCGGAGUUUUAAUUCUUUUUGGAGGAUUACUCCUGAUCAUAUCUAGCAUCCUGGAAUUUGUCAUCGGAAACACAUUUCCUUCCGUGGUAUUUGGUCACCUCGGUGCAUUCUGCUUGGCUUUCGGUGCUACUAUGACUCCGGCAUACAAUGCUGCAGCUCCUUACUCUGAAACGAUGACCGACACUAUUGCAGGGCUACACAGCCCGGGAUUCCUGAACACCUUCGCAUUCUUCCUGGUCUCCAUGGCUCUACUGAUGCUCAUUUAUGCGAUAUGUGCUCUUCGCACGAAUCUGAUAUUUUUGGUUAUGUUCAUAGCCAUGAUUUUUUGCUUCUCGCUUCUGGCUGCCGCCUAUUGGCGAAUGGCUCUCGGGGAUCUCCUAAUCAGUAACCGGUUGUCAGUAGCUGGCGGUGCAAUUCUGUUCGCAGUUGCAAUGCUUGGCUUCUAUCUGUUGGCAGCACAGUUAUUUGAUUCGGUGGGCCUGUCUUUAUCCCUGCCAAUUGGAGACUUGAGUCACUUGUGGGACCGGAAAGAGAUCGGUGAGUAUGAGUAUCCUGCGGCAGGUGGUGACCCACGUUAA